Messenger RNA from Microtus ochrogaster (prairie vole), 3338 nucleotides. It is a transcript of the gene Carf, whose product is annotated as calcium responsive transcription factor. The transcript is spliced from 16 exons. The record is from RefSeq and is a predicted model, not a curated record. NCBI's taxonomy places the organism in Eukaryota, Metazoa, Chordata, Mammalia, Rodentia, Cricetidae. Gene Ontology annotation, cellular component: nucleus. Gene Ontology annotation, biological process: regulation of transcription by RNA polymerase II. The coding region runs from base 369 to 2264 and encodes 631 amino acids. Gene Ontology annotation, molecular function: DNA-binding transcription factor activity, RNA polymerase II-specific; RNA polymerase II cis-regulatory region sequence-specific DNA binding.
GGGGUGCGCGUGCGCAGUGCGCUGGUCUCCAUGGCAGGGCCUCGGAGCCAAGACGAGAGAACAUGCUAUUGUGAAGACAUAAUUACAGUUUUCACAUGAACAAAGCUAGCACUAUUGUAAUUUAGUGCCCCAAAGGAAGACUGUCAAUGACUAUAAAAGGACAUUUCUGAGGCUAACGGAAUGUAGGAACCCGAGCUUGAAACCUGAGCCACUGCCUGAAGGUAUGGUGAGACCAACAGACGAAGAGAAGAUAAUCUGUUAUUCACAGUUCUCAAAAGGAGUGGGCAUGCUGUACCCCAGAGAACCACACAGUGUGACACCGAGCUGUUAACUAAUAGGAGAAAAAUGAGACUGAAUAUGAAGCCAGCAUGGAACAGCAGCGUUUGUUAGGAGCCAGCUGUAGCGAUGGGAAAGAGUCCGCAAGAGGAGCUCAGCAAUCCGAGCAUAUAACCUGUAUGGACUCUGGGGAUCCUUCCUUUGGACAGAAUGAGCCCUCCACCAUUUUGCCUGUUACUGCUGAAACAGAUGAUCCCCUCACAUCACAGGAUCUGCCAGAGACACUGACUGAUACACAGGCCCUCUGUGCAGAGCAGUUCCAUCUUUUAGACCCAAAUGGGCAGCCUCUUCAAUAUGACCUCCACUCACAAAUGACAGGAAUGGCGCAGGUGACCAUACCUCGGGAGCCGCUGGUGGACGCGACUAGUCCCCAAGAUGCCUCUGAAGAGAAACCCAUUGACAGAAGCUUACCAACUGUAAGAGCAGAUACUCUAGAAGCCAGUGCCAGUAACUGUAUUCUUCGUUCACAAGCAUCCCUUGUGCUACCCAGAAAGUCAGGGACCAGACUGCUCGAGGAAUCUUUGCCGUCUCCUCUGCAGCCACUUUCUUCUAACACACCUAUAUGGGCCUGCCGUCUUAGGAGUUGUAGUCGAGCUGUGGUAAUGGAGUGUCAGUAUGGACCAAGGAGAAAAGGUUUCCAGUUACAGAGACUCAGUGAACAAGGAAGCAGGUCUUGUCAUCUCUACAGAGCUACGUGCCCAGCCAGGAUUUACAUUAAAAAGGUACAGAAGUUCCCUGAAUAUAGAGUGCCUACAGACCCCCAGAUGGACAGGAAGAUGAUCAGAGUGGAGCAGGAGAAAGCCUUCAGCAUGCUGAAGAAGAACCUGGUGGAUGCUGGGGGUGUUCUUCGAUGGUAUGUGCAGUUACCUACACAGCAAGCUCAUCAGUAUCAUGAAUUAGAGACUCGUGGCCUCUCUCUGUCACCAUCUCCUUUUCCUAUGUCUUCUCUUGAAGAAGAGGAAGCUGUAGUCAGAGAUGAGAACUGUGCGUUGCCCUCACGUCUCCACCCACAAGUAGCGCAUAAGAUUCAGGAAUUAGUGUCUCAGGGAGUAGGACAAGUGUAUGCAGUGAGGAAGCAGCUCAGAAAAUUUGUGGAAAGAGAGCUGUUCAAACCUGAUGAGGUACCUGAAAGACAUAAUUUGUCCUUUUUUCCAACUGUAAAUGAUAUAAAAAAUCAUAUCCAUGAGGUACGGAAAUCCUUGAGGACGGGAGAUAUGGUAUCUAAUCCAGAGAUUAUUCCAGCCACGCUUCAGUGGACUACAGAUAGCGGGAAUAUUCUCAGAGAGACUGUAACAGUUACAUUUGCAGAAGGAGAUUCACUGGGAGAACCAGUUACCAGCAGAGUGGGGGUGAGCAGGACACAGACUUCGUUGUCCCCAGAGCCGUUCCCCUUGCUCUUCCCACUUCCUUCAUUUCAGCCCAAAAUCUCUUCACACUUACAGGGUUUGAAGUUACAGCCAAGACUCUCCUCUCUUGAUGGAUCCCAAGCUCUGGUAUCAGAAAAUGGCCACCCUUCCUCCGGUCCUUCAGGACUUCUGGAUACAGCAGGAAAUGCUGUAGUGAAUAGUCAUUCUCUACUGCUUGGUCAGAGUCAGAACCUUCGAACAGACACAUGCCUAACGCAAAACAGCAGCGCUGCCUCUGCCGUGGGAAACCUCCCAGAGUCAGUUCAAAAUCUCGAAAUGGGUCCGCUGGUGGAAGCUGAAGAUGUUGAGAAUACAGGGAAUCUGGAGGGAAGUGUAAAUAGGAUUCUGUUGGGAGAUGUGCAAACCGUUCCUGUACAAGUCGUAGGCAGCCAUCCAGCUCUUAUUGAAGAAAGUCUAGAAGAUACUCUGUCUGUGAACCAAGUUAAACAAGAACCCCAAGAGUCAACACUGUCGAUAGGAUCAAAAACUUUUCUGGACUGUAAAAAAUUAUCUGCUACAUAAAAUGCUUAAAGCUUUUCAAAUUCUACAGCUCUGGUUCUGAUGUCUUAAAAGGUGAAGAUUGAUGGGCAUGGCAUGUCAAUCAUUGGACCAGAACACAGUGAUGAGCAGCUUUGACUUAAAACUUGAAUAUUUGUUGUCAAUUCCAUAUUUGUAUUUCUCUCAAGAAGUAUCUUGCUUUAUUUUGUAUUCGUAUUUUUUUUUAAUUAUCCAGUAAGACAAGUGUUAAAAGAUCAUCUGAACAUCACAGUAAUUUAGUGUGAACACAAAUAGUUAUCUCGUUCCUGGAAAUACCUAGUAUUGGUUCUUAUAAGACAAAAAAGGCCAACAGUCAGAGUGUGUGAGUGUGUAGGGCAUGUGUUGUGUGCUCAGAAAUUUAAAAUUGUGUGGAGAGUUUCAAUUAGCUAACAGGUAAGAGAAUUUGUUAUGUGUCUUAUUUGAAAAAAUAGAGCAAUUCCUAUAGAUUUGCAAAGUGGCCCCCAGCCACCAAACACAUUCCUAUACAUUUGCAGAGUAGCUGACAGACACCAGUCACAUCCCUGUAGAUUUUCAUAGUAGCACACAGCCACCAAUCACAUCCCUGUAGAUUAUCAUAGUAGCACACAGCCACCAAUCACACUUCUGUAGAUUUGCAUAGUAGCACACAGCCACCAAUCACACUUCUGUAGAUUUGCAUAGUAGCGCACAGCUACCAAUCACAUCCUUGUAGAUUUGCAUAGUAGCACACAGCUACCAAUCACAUUCCUAGAGAUUGUGUAAAAAAUCAUUUGCCUUCUAAACGCCUGUAUAGUCUCAGCAUGCCAGUGCUGGCCAGUUCCCAUGUUCAAGUGUUCAAUUCUCUCUAAAUGUACCAGAUCUUAAAAACAAGUAUAAAAAUUUCAGUAUCUGUAUUUGGCAUUCCCUUAACAACUCCACAGCAGAGUUUGGCAAGCGUUCCUUGGAUCAUGUGUUACAAGGUGUGGCAUCUGCAGUAGUAGGCUGGACAUUUAAAAUAAGCAGUUAGAAACUCACAAUCACAGGCUGGCUUGUUUGAAACCUGCAAGCAGGCAUUGUAUAUACAGCAGUAAAUUAGCGAUA